This is a messenger RNA of Clupea harengus (Atlantic herring), 2646 nucleotides long. RefSeq lists its product as uncharacterized. The transcript is spliced from 2 exons. The record is from RefSeq and is a predicted model, not a curated record. The coding region runs from base 1630 to 2646 and encodes 338 amino acids. NCBI's taxonomy places the organism in Eukaryota, Metazoa, Chordata, Actinopteri, Clupeiformes, Clupeidae.
UCAGAAAGACUGCACAGGACAAUGCAGGCAACUUCCCACCUGAGGUAACAAAGACAAUAAUGGAGAACUUUUAUGUGGAUGAUUGUUUAAAAUCUGUGCCCACAGAAAAGGAAGCAGUAAAGCUGAUCUCAAACCUCACCACAGUCUGUCACCAAGGAGGAUUUCAUUUAUCAAAGUGGAUAAGCAACAGCAGAGCCGUCCUUGCUACGGUUCCACAGGAGGACAGAGCCAAAGAGGUAAAGGAAUUGGACUUGAGCAAGGAUCAAUUGCCCAUGGAGAGAGCCUUAGGACUUCAAUGGUGCGUGCAAAGUGACUCCUUUAAGUUCAACAUCACAAUCAGUGAACGUGCACUUACCAGAAGGGGCAUCCUAUCCAUGGUAAGCUCAAUUUACGAUCCCUUAGGCUUUCUGUGUCCACUUACUUUGCCAGCUAAAUUGUUGUUGCAGGAACUAUGCCGACAGAACUUUGGAUGGGACGUGACCAUUCCCCACACUCUAUCUGAGCAGUGGACAAAUUGGAACAGUAAGCUGUCACUGCUUGAAGGCUUUGAGGUACCACGCUGUUUCAAGCCACAUAAUUUUGGUGAGUCAGUGCACAGCCAGAUCCACCAUUUCUCUGAUGCCAGUGAGCUAGGCUAUGGAACAGCCAGCUAUCUCAGAAUGACUAACGCAAAAGGAAAGGUCCAUAUAGCAUUCUUGAUGGGCAAAGCGAGAGUAGCUCCAUUAAAAAGGCAGACCAUCCCGAGGCUGGAGCUAGCCGCAGCAGCUUUGUCAGUUAAAGUGGACAGAAUGCUCAAAGCAGAACUACCAUCAACAAGAGAUAAGUCAGUGUUUUGGUCUGACAGUACAGCUGUGUUAAAGUACAUCUCAAAUGACCACACUCGCUUCCACACCUAUGUGGCGAAUAGGACAUCUAGGAUUAGGGAAGCCACACAAGUGUCUCAGUGGAGAUAUAUUAACACAAAGCGAAACCCUGCCGACGACUGCUCUAGAGGUGUGAGUGCAGAGAGCUUCAUGAGGAAUCCAAGAUGGAUCCGUGGACCAGAGUUCCUCUGGUCAUCAGAAGAGGAUUGGCCAAAUGAACCAAUAGACAGGAGUCAGCUUUGUACGGAUGACCCAGAGGUCAGAAAAUCUGUAACAGUUAAUUCCAUCAUGCAGACAUGUGAGGAAAGGCCCACAGACAAGUUACUCAAUUACUUUUCAGAUUGGCUGAAGUUGAGAGUAGCUGUUGCAUGGAUAAUGAAAGUGAAGGAUGCAUUGAGGCACUUGGUGCAGAAAAGAAAGGACUCAAAGGACGACUAUAUGUAUCAAAGGGCAAACAGAAUAAACACAAGGUCUGUCAAGAUUAGCAUGAAAGAAUCAAUAACAGUUGAAGAUCUAAAAGGAGCAGAAAAUGCAAUACUUACCUAUGUGCAGAGACAAAGUUUCCCACAGGAAAUCAGCAUGCUGCAAGAGGGAGCAUCCUGUGUGAGAAAAGGCAGCAGCAUCUACAGACUGGAUCCGAUGCUGGAUGGUGGCAUUCUCAGAGUGGGUGGGCGUCUGAGGAGAUCAGCAAUGCCAGAGGAAAGGAAACACCCUGCCAUUCUGGCCAAAGACCACCACGUGUCCACUCUGAUCCUGCGCUACAUCCAUGCUCAAACUGGACAUGGAGGAAGGAACCAUAUGCUAUCCCAGAAAGAACAGAGGAAAACCUGGUGAACAAAAGAUGGCUGAUCUGCCAGGUGAAAGACUUGUCACAGACUUGCCACCAUUCACGAACGUUGGUCUUGACUACUUCGGCCCUUUUGAGGUGAGAAGGGGCAGGAGCAUGCUGAAAAGGUAUGGCGUCAUCUUUACCUGCAUGACCAGCCGAGCAGUACAUCUGGAGGUGGCCUGUUCUUUAACCACAGACUCGUGCAUCAAUGCCAUCAGACGUUUUUUGUGUCGAAGAGGCCCAGCACAACACAUGAGAUCCGAUCAUGGCACUAACCUUGUAGGUGCAGAGAGAGAGCUGAGAGAAGCACUUCAAGCCAUGGAACACAGAAAGAUCCAACAAACUCUAAGGAAGGAGGGAGUUCAGUGGAGCUUCAAUCCCCCCACUGCCUCUCACCAUGGUGGGUUCUGGGAACGCCUCAUCCGAAUGGUAAGGCAUGUCCUAUGUUCAGUAUUGAAGCAGCAAACUUUAGAUGAUGAAGGCCUAACCACUGUUUUCUGUGAAGUUGAGGCAAUUCUCAACAGCCGGCCUAUAACAAAAGUAUCUGAUGACCCACAAGAUUUAGAAGCCCUAACUCCAAAUCACAUACUUCUGUACAGAACUAACCCACUUCUGCCCCCUGGAGUCUUUUCAAGUUCUGACCUUUACCACAGAAGACGCUGGAGACAGGUCCAGUAUAUAGCCGAGCUAUUCUGGAAGAGAUGGCUGCUAGAAUACCUCCCUCUCCUCCAGGAAAGACAAAAGUGGUCAAGAACCAGAAGAAACUUCGUCCCAGGCGACAUUGUACUAAUAGCAGAUAGCAACGCUCUUCGCAGUUCCUGGCUACUGGGAAGAGUCUUAGAGGCCAAGCCUGAUGCCAGAGGCCAUGUCCGUGUGGUGAAGCUACAAACUAAGACGAGUGUACUGGAGAGGCCAGUGUCCAAAAUCUGCUUACUGCUCGAGGGUGAUGACUAA